This is a messenger RNA of Hyla sarda, 1689 nucleotides long. Its product is annotated as piggyBac transposable element-derived protein 4-like. The coding region runs from base 1 to 1689 and encodes 562 amino acids. The record is from RefSeq and is a predicted model, not a curated record. The transcript has a single exon. NCBI's taxonomy places the organism in Eukaryota, Metazoa, Chordata, Amphibia, Anura, Hylidae.
AUGACAAAGCGUUUCUACAGCGCAGAAGAGGCCUUUGAGAUACUGUUUGCCGAUUCUGGCUCUGACAGCGGAGAGGAUCUUGAAUUUUUAGCAUCCUCAUCAUCCUCAUCUGAUGAAUCCCCUGAAAGGCGCCCUGGGCCUAGUGCACAAGAGCAGCCAAGUGUCCAAACAUGGAUCCCCACUAGUAAUUUUAUACCCCAGAUCCCCAAUUUUACAGCCACCCCAGGCAUCCAUGUCGACACAACAGGGUUUCGGGAAAUACAUUUUUUUAAAUUGUUUUUCUCGGAUGACCUUAUCAACCUCAUUGUGGCAGAAACAAAUUUGUAUGCAGAGCAAUUUAUUGCACGCAAUCCCAGCAAAUAUUAUGCUAAGCCCCACAAAUGGACCCCUACUGAUGCCACCGAAAUGUACAAGUUUUGGGGACUGUUACUCAAUAUGGGCCUUUGCAAAAAACCCACCAUCAGGUCCUAUUGGGUGACAGACAUCCUAUACCAUACCCCUCUUUACCCCCUUGUUAUGUCUAGGACUCGAUUUGAAAUUCUAUUUAGAUUCCUCCACUAUAACAAUAUUGAUGAAUGCCUACCCCAAAGUGACCCCGCCUUUGAUAGGCUAUUUAAAAUUCGGCCCUUAAUUACUCAUUUUAAUUCUAAAUUUUGUCAAGUGUAUACCCCCCAAAAACAGAUUUCAGUGGACGAAUCUCUGGUCCAUUUCAAGGGCAGGCUACGUUUCAGGCAGUACCUUCCCAACAAAAGGGCUAGGUACGGAAUAAAGCUGUACAAAUUGUGCGAAAGCGCCACAGGAUAUACUUUUAGGUUUAGGGUUUAUGAAGGAAAAGAUAUAUCCAUUCAGCCCCCAGAGUGUCCCCCUGUCUUGAAAACAAGUGGGAGGAUAGUAUGGGAUUUAAUCCAUCCCUUACUGGACCGCGGUUACCACGUAUAUAUUGACAAUUUUUACAACAGUGUCCCCCUUCUGAAGUCCCUUGCUGCCAGAAGUACAGCUGCGUGUGGCACCAUCAGAAAAAAUCAAAAAGACCUACCGAAAACUUUUAUUUCGACACCAGUGCCCAGAGGACAAAGUAGGGCUGUUUGUACGGACACUCUGAUGUUGCUGAAAUACAAGGACAAACGAGAUGUCCUUGUGUUGACAACACUCCAUGGUGACCAAUCAACCCCAGUCCCAAUCCGAGGAGCCACAGAGCAGACCAUCAAGCCUGUGUGUAUCCAGGAUUAUAAUAAAUAUAUGGGAGGGGUGGACCUUUCCGAUCAGGUCCUGCAGCCCUACAGCGCCUUAAGAAAAUCUAAGGCAUGGUACAAAAAGGUGUCCGUGUACCUGACCCAAGUUGGGCUGUAUAAUUCCUUUGUACUCUAUAGGAAUGCUGGUCACAGAGGGACCUUCCUAGAAUUCCAGGAAGCAGUCAUUAGAUCUCUCGUAUUUGGGGAGCAGGAAGAAGAGGCCACCACUUCUUCCCAAAUGGAGGUCUCAAGAAUUGUCCGUGGGCAACAUUUCCCUGGCAAAUUGCCUCCCACAGAAAAGAAAAGGAGACCCCAAAAACUUUGUCGCGUCUGUUAUGCAAAAGGGGUUAAAAAAUAUACAACCCAUAUUUGUGAAACGUGCCCCUCUAACCCAGGCCUCUGUAUUGGUGAAUGCUUCCAAGCUUACCAUACAGCCCCUGAUUUGAAAAAACUGUAA